Messenger RNA from Paracoccidioides brasiliensis Pb18, 1185 nucleotides. RefSeq names its product GTP-binding protein YchF. Gene Ontology annotation, cellular component: cytoplasm. Bases 1 to 1185 code for a protein of 394 amino acids. Gene Ontology annotation, molecular function: ATP hydrolysis activity; ATP binding; GTP binding. The transcript has 4 exons. The record is from RefSeq and is a predicted model, not a curated record.
AUGGGUCCCAAGAAGGCAGUCAAGGAGGAGAAGAUCCCAUUAGGCCGUCCGGGGAACAACUUGAAGAGCGGUAUCGUUGGUUUAGCGAACGUCGGCAAAUCGACUCUUUUCCAGGCUAUCACUAAAUGUUCACUGGGUAACCCUGCAAACUUUCCCUUUGCAACUAUUGAUCCCGAAGAGGCUCGUGUCAUCGUUCCAGAUGCACGGUAUGAUUGGCUAUGUGAACAUUAUAACCCAAAGUCGAGGGUACCGGCCAACUUGACUGUAUAUGAUAUUGCUGGUCUAACGCGCGGUGCCUCCACUGGUGCCGGCCUUGGAAACGCCUUCUUGUCACAUAUUCGUGCCGUAGAUGCCAUCUUCCAAGUAGUUCGAUGUUUCGACGACGCAGAGAUCAUUCACGUCGAAGGUGAUGUAGAUCCCGUGCGGGACCUCAACAUUAUUAGUGAGGAACUACGCAUCAAGGAUAUUGAAUUCGUUGAGAAAGCACUCGAAGCCUUGGGAAAACAAACUCGAAGAGGUGGUCAGAGCUUAGAGAUGAAGAAAUUGAAAGAGGAGGAGGCUACUGUUGCUAGGAUCCUGGAGUGGCUGAAAGAAGGCAAAGAUAUCAGAAAAGGUGAUUGGACUCCUAAAGAGGUCGAAGUGAUUAACCCCCUCUUCCUUUUAACUGCCAAGCCAGUCGUAUACUUAAUCAACCUCAGUGAAAGAGACUACAUCAGACAAAAGAAUAAAUACCUGCCUAAGGUUGCAGACUGGAUUAAAACCAACUCCCCUGGCGAUCCUAUAAUUCCAGUCUCGGUCGCUUUUGAAGAGAGGUUGACCCGUUUCAAAUCCGAUGUUGAAGCGGAGGAGGAAUGCAAGAAGCUUGGAACCAAAUCUGCCCUCCCCAAGAUUAUUUUAACCAUGCGACAAUCCCUUAAGCUUGGCAGCUUUUUCACUACCGGCGCUGAUGAAGUGAGACAAUGGACCAUCCGACAGGGCACCAAGGCCCCUCAGGCUGCGGGUGUUAUUCACACAGAUUUUGAAAAGACUUUCAUCCAAUGUAUUGUGUUCAACUAUGACGUUUUACGUGAAUACGGAGAUGAAGCGGCCGUCAAGGCUGCCGGCAAGGUUCUUACAAAGGGUAAAGAUUAUGUUGUUGAGGAUGGAGAUAUUAUCCUGAUCAAAGCUGGUGCUGCCAAAGCCUAG